GACUCCUUGCUUUUACUUCGUGUAUUAACCAUGCGAUGUCUAGCAAUAAAGACAUGGUUGGCGAUAAUGAUUGUACUAUUUGGGACAAGCCUCUUCAGCAACGCCUCGGCCAGUCUCACAGACGACACCUGUAGAGGCAGAAUGGGUAAUCGUGAGAUCUACAAGAAAGUUGAUCGUGUUUGUGAAGAUUGUGUUAAUAUCUUCCGAUUACCAGGAUUGGAAGGUUUGUGUAGAGAUCGGUGCUUCUACAACGAAUGGUUUCUGCUUUGUCUGAAGGCUGCCAACAGGGAGGACGAGAUCGACAAUUUCAGAGUGUGGAUCAGUAUAUUGAACGCCUAAAAAUGAGCCCGGAAGGACCCAAUCUCUUCCACGAUCACAUGAGCCAACAUUCACAACACUCGGCGACGAAGCUCUUAGCGUUUAGUCUUGUCUGUUUUGGUUUUCUGUUAUGUUAAUGGUACUCUCAAGUGACAUUCCAGUCUGAGCCUACAAGGUCUGGCGGUCAUGCAGAGUAUAAGAAAGAUUGUCUCUCAUGUAUUUUAGUCUACAGGUAUAUUGUACGAUCAGCAUUGUUCAUGUGAUUUGACGACUUUCUCAUGUUAGGAUGAACUUAAAUAAACUUGCUGUCAAUACUUC
Penaeus chinensis is the source of this 636-nucleotide messenger RNA. RefSeq names its product molt-inhibiting hormone-like. Gene Ontology annotation, cellular component: extracellular region. Gene Ontology annotation, biological process: circadian rhythm. Lineage: Eukaryota; Metazoa; Arthropoda; Malacostraca; Decapoda; Penaeidae. The record is from RefSeq and is a predicted model, not a curated record. Bases 31 to 339 code for a protein of 102 amino acids. The transcript is spliced from 3 exons. Gene Ontology annotation, molecular function: neuropeptide hormone activity.